UUCCGAAACAAGAGACCAGAACAAUAAAACCUUAGUCCUCCAUCACGACCAUAAACCGCCUCAUGUUUUACUACUCGAUACGUUCGCUUUGCGGAUUGUGCGCGUCGUGUGCCAGCUAUCAACCAAGUGUUAUUACAAGAGAAUUCAGUGCGGUUUUGCGUGUGUGUGCGCGCACGCGUUUCCCCCCGCCCCGCCAGAUCUCUUUCCGCAGCCAAUUAAUUGCUUUGAGGAUUAGCAGACCGGCGGUCAAUUUUCCGUUUAUCCACCGUAAACUCACCAAUUUAUCGGGUGUCUCAAUCUUAUUGGCCGCUUAGAACGAUUCACACGACCUUGGCCGUAUUGCAGCUCGUCCAAGACACCCACGUAUGUUGUAUACUGAAGCGGGCACUUCGGCGUGGCUCUCGGGGAGUGUCAAAUUGGUGAGCAGUCCAUCAGCAGAUACGGCUUUUUACCUAUGUUUUUGACAGCAGAUGUUUCAUAGUGAGCGAUUCUGUGCAAUUAGAACAACAGCGACGACGACAACAACAGCAACAACAAUUUUCAUCAUAUUACCGUGACUAGCAGACAAGUGCAGUCAGUAUUUUAGUCAAUAGCAUUUCAACAAGUUUGGGAAAUUAUUGAGAGCUUUGGCUGUCGACGUGACUAUGGAUGUACGUAACUAUGAGUUACUGAUAAGAUCUAUACAAUUUCCUUGUCAUACGGUUUGUAGAUUGUGUCGGUAAUGGAUUGGCGGUGGAAGCAAAAAACGUAUGAACUAGAUAAAGUAUAUCUUAAUUGGAAAUCAAGCAGCUGGCUGAACCCUAACAACAAGUCAUUCAUCUAGAGGAAUCGGUAUUUCUGUUUGUCCUUACCGAAAGCUCCUUUGGGGCAUCCUGGAUAAGGCUCUUUUGUGCACGCUGUGUGGUAGUUACUGUGUCAUUUGGAUUUUCCUUGUGCAAUUUUGUCUAUAGUUAUGUGUAAAGCCCAUAACUGAAUUGUAUGUGCGGUACUGCCUGUAUUUCACUUGUACAGAGAGUUAAUCUCCAGUGAAUCGACGCUCGCUCCAGUAAACCAUGCUGGGGGUUCUAAUCCGUGGUCUACCAAAGUCCCCCCUCGAGGCUCGUCAUGUUGACCUCCUUGAACCUCCUAUGAAUGUCCUCUGCCAACUGUGUUCUAGCCUCGUGCCUAUACUCUUUGAACUCAGCUGCGGUCACCUCGUCUGCAAAUGGUGCUGUCAGAGCAGCUCUGGCAUGCCUCGAUUUUUCGAGUGUCCCCUUGACAACAAAGAACUUACAUUUAACGGGAACGGAACGUCAUUUCGCACUAGAGCGGUGCGCACCGAAUUGGCAGUUCUUAUGAGCUGUCGGGCCGCAUGUUUGAACAGGACGCAUGGCUGCAGUAUGCAGGGUACCCUGCAAGAGAUUGUUGACCAUUUGGACGGGUGCGAUUUUGAUAGAAUCGAAUGCCGACGCUGUCACCGACAUCUACCUCGAAUCGACCUAGCUACGCAUAUCAACGAACAGUGCCGAAGUGCCAGCUUUCUUCCAUCCAUGGUAUGUCUAGAGAGCGCUGACCUCUGGCGUCUUGGCUUGUCCCUGCAGGAUGCGGUUGCUGAAGCGACGGAGAAGCAGUUGGCAAUGCACUUGGCUUUCCUGGAGGAGACGGUUGAGCAGAUUGCCCAUAAUUGUGCACCUGCCGCUAGUGGCAGAGGGAAUGGCACACGGCCAUAUUCUACAGGUGGUUCCGUGCGUGGAGGCCGAAUUGGGCGAUUUGGAACACUGACUCUACCACGCUCCACUGAGAGCUCAUCGGAACGGGCGCAUCCUGCCGGCGCACUCGAAAUGGUGCCUGAAUGUCGCUUCAAUCGUCAUGUCUCUGCUUCGCCAUUUCGACACUGCUCGGAACCUCCACUCGCGAUGAGGAUUCAAUCACGGCGAUCUCAGCCUGAUCUGCCAAAUCUACAGAAUUCUGAAAUGCAAAUGCAACUCAACGGUAUCCAGGUGCUGAUUAGUCUGAAGGAAGAUGUCCUGGCGUCGCUAGCAGUCACGCUGCGCGAAACCCAGAAUUCGGUUGCCGGCCUAAAUAUAAAGCGUUCAUUCUGGAAUAUCGUCCGAUUUUCGCAGAUUAAAACGAAUCUCGAAAGAUGUACGAAUGAUCAUUUUGGGCUGACCAUCCCCAAUAAGGUAUUCCGUCUUUCACAUUCCGGCCAUCCCGCAAUUCUCCACGCUCAAUUCGAGCGAAACGUUAGCGACAAACAGUUUUGGUUAGCCAUGCGCAUUGCUUUCCGGGCCGAUUCCCGAGUCAACAUGAACCUGGAAUGGCCGUACAGAGGGGAAAUAGCGCUUAUGAUCGUACAUCCCGAAGACAGUUUGCUUAGUAAGCAACAUGUGCUCGACGCGUUGCGCAGCCGUCAUCCAAAUUUUUAUUUGAGACCUGCGGGAAAUCGAGGUUGUGAGGAACCACAAAGCCUUGGCGGCCGGGUCGUCUCUCUUCAGGACCUCAUAGCGGAGGGUUUUGUCGCUGCGGACGAUUCCAUCACACUCGCAGUCGUCACAUCUGAACGAAUAACAACACCGUUUUCCCAAUCAUCCCGCUUGCGUCAGUUUAACGGUUACCUUUCAAACGAAUUCUGACGAUAGGAUAAUCCGUGAAAGUAUGGGGACGUAACGCUUCAAUCAUUCGUUAUGGCCACAGAUAAAGUUUGGAGCCACUCUUUAAUGUUUCCUUCUUGUGUGCUCUAUUUAUUGAAAUUUUGAAGGGCAAAUAUCUGUUACAGGGAUGAAGAGCUCCUCGACAGGAACUUAAACACUUCUGACCCCAAUUAAUUUCCAUAGCUUAACCAGUUUAGUUCAGUUAAUAAUAAAAUAAAUCAAUAGAUGUGAUCUUGUUAAUACCCAAAAAUUAUAAAUUAUAGCAAAAACCAUCAUAGAGAAACAGCAAUCAUUUAGUCUGAAAUAAUGUUACGUAAACUUAGCCUCGUAAUAAAUCAUAAUAAAGUGAAAACAGGA
This is a messenger RNA of Varroa destructor (honeybee mite), 2987 nucleotides long. RefSeq lists its product as uncharacterized. Gene Ontology annotation, cellular component: plasma membrane signaling receptor complex. The record is from RefSeq and is a predicted model, not a curated record. Gene Ontology annotation, molecular function: protein binding. Gene Ontology annotation, biological process: regulation of canonical NF-kappaB signal transduction. NCBI's taxonomy places the organism in Eukaryota, Metazoa, Arthropoda, Arachnida, Mesostigmata, Varroidae.